UCAAUUAUCAAUUGAUAAUUAUGUCAUGUCAAACAUUAUAUUAACUAUCCCUAGAUUUGCUUGAAAUUUUACACUGUAUCAACAGAUGUUUGUAAUUACUACUCGCAAUUGGUACCCUUUUACGAGCUUAAAUUUAUUGAAGCAAAUAUUUGGGUAAUCUUUCUAAGGAAAAUGUCUUUCAAUUUAGGAUUUAUUGGUGGUGGAAAUAUGUCAACGGCAAUUUUUAAAGGAAUACAAAAAAAUGAUAAUCAUCCAGUUUCAAAAAUAUGGGUAGCUGGUCCACGUUUACACAGUCUUCAGCAUUGGAAAGAGUUGGGCGCUAAUGUAACCACAAAAAAUGGAGAAUUAGUCAAUAAAUGUGAUGUAAUUUUUCUUGGUGUAAAACCUGGUGUAUUGAAUGAGGCCGUUAUGAAUUGCCUUGAUUCUCUUUCCGUAUCAGGAUCCAAAAAUGUGCUUUUUAUUUCUAUGUUAGUUGGAACUAAUAUAGAAUAUUUGCAUAAGGUAUUAAAAGGGCUGCCAGUACAAUCAAGUGUCAUUCGAAUAUUGCCAAACACACCAAUGGCUGUUGGUGCAGGCUCAUGUUUGUAUGCUCCAGACAUGAAUGUCACUCAAGAACAAUGCACAUUAUUUGAAAAAUUACUACAAGGCUGUGGAGUUUGUGAAAAAGUAACAGAAACCCUCAUGGAUUCUUUGGGAGUUCUCACAGGAUGUGGACCUGCAUUUAUGUAUAUUGUAAUUGAAGCAUUAGCAGAUGGGGCAGUAAAGCAAGGUGUGCCUAGAGCUAUUGCAUUAAGACAUGCAGCUCAAAUGAUGGUGGGAAGUGGUGAAAUGGUACUACAAACUGGCAAGCACCCUGGAACUUUGAAAGAUGAAGUAUGCUCUCCAGGUGGCUGUACUAUUUGUGGUGUCACAGCACUUGAGAAUGGAAAGUUAAGGGCAACUCUAAUAAGUGCUGUUGAAGCUGCUGUUCUCAAGGGAAAGGAAAUGGGGAAGAAGUAGUUAUAUCUUAAAUAUCUCAUAAACCGAAUCUUACUAUAAAUUAUAAUAAUGAUUAAUCAUAUUUAUCAUGUAUAAUAUAUUGAUAUUAUUUAUUUGUAGAUAUAAAUAUAUUACAAAUAGACAUACUAUUAGAAAUAUUGGAUGUGUUUGCUGGACAACACUGGAAAUUAUGGUAGUCUUAGUUUAAAUAUCAAUGAUCAUGAAUAACAAUUAUGUAGUGAUAUUCUAAUCUCAAUAAUAUAUUCAUGACAAACGUGUGUGAAACAAUACUUUGUAUUUAAAUUAAUUAUUACUUUUGUCAUGAUAAGCUUCAGAAUUUCAAGGUAAAACUUUGUAAUUGAUAUUUUUUAUGGCCGACAUUUUAUAUAAGUAUUAUCAAUAGUGUGUGUCUAUCUAAUAAUAUGGUAUAAAGAAUAAGUAAGACGUAUUAAAUGUGUGCAAAAUUUUGUGUAUAAGCCAUAAAACAUUAUUAUUUUUUAUUAAUGAAUAGGCUUGAGCGUGACAACAAUCUUGUUUCAAAGAGCUUAUUAUAUUAUAUCUUAGAAUGGGCAUGCCUAAAAGAUAAACUCACUUUUGUAGUGGCGCGAAGCAAAAGCUGGGAAAGUGUCUAACGCUAACAGUUAGUAUUAGAAAAAGGAAUAAGUAAUAAGGAAUAAGUAAAAAGUAAUGAGAACACUUCAAUAUAUCUGAUAGACAACCAGUAGACAGCGACUCUGUGCUGGUCCUAUGAACUUAGCAUAUAUUGAUGGAUAUUAUUUAAAAUAUACAGAGAAUAGUCGGUAGGUGUGCUUAAAUAGACAAUAACAGUAUAUAAUACUUUUAUGUUUGUCGUAGUAUCUAUUUACGUUUGUUAAACUAAAACACAAAUUUUAUUUUUAAAUAAUGUACACAAUGGAAAGUUUAUUUAUGUAAAAAUGUAUUUAUUGACUAUUUCAGUAUUUUUUUGGGUUGCCAUAAAUGACAACCUUGCCAUAUAUGGCAAUAUAUAGAUCUGAUGUAAUAAAUACCUCAUGAUACCUAACAUAAUAUUGUUUUGUCCCGAAUAGUAUUUUUUAUUUAAUUUUAUUAGAAUAAAAUGUAUAAUGCAUUAUUAGUAUAUUUUACAGUAACAAUGUAAUAAAAUUUCGAUUUAUUAAACUACUUAUAUUUAUAAGUAAUUUCGUAGCAUAUCAUAUUUCAGUAAUUGCAUAAGCUUUACAAUACUUCUCAGAUUCUCUGACAAUUUAAUGAUUUUCAAAUAACAAAUUUACGUAUUAUAAUAAUAAAACAAAUUUUAAAUAAUAUACUUUGAGUUUGUAAAUACUUAUUUUACAUGGCUAUCCAUUUUUGGAAAGGAAGAUUUUAAUUUUUCUUAUAAACUUGUAGUUUAAGAUGGCCUAGUGGUUAGAACGCGUGAAUCUUAACCGAUGAUCGUGGGUUCAAACCCGGGCAAGCAUCACUGAAUUUUCAUGUGCUUAAUUUGUGUUUAUAAUUUAUCUCGUGCUUAACGGUGAAGGAAAACAUCGUGAGGAAACCUCCAUGUGUCUAAUUUCAUUGUAAUUCUGCCACAUGUGUAUUCCACCAACCCGCAUUGGAGCAGCGUGGUGGAAUAAGCUCCAAACCUUCUCCUCAAGAAAGGGAGAGGAGGCCUUAGCCCAGCAGUGGGACAUUAACAGGCUGUUACUGUACUGUACUGUACAAGUUUAAGCGUUGUCCUCGUAUUCCUAUUAUGCGGCGUAAGCUGUUGCAGUCCAAAGAAAUAACCGUACUAAUAAAGCGUACAUAGACAGUAGUCGGUUUUCAAGAUAUACAGAUGCGUAGGAUACGCUACUUGAUGUUACCCGAAACAUACCGUAUAAAAAGAGUUGAGUAUUAUCCAGUAAUUUAUUGUGAUUUGCCACCGAGUUAUUGUACAUUUCAAAAUGGCGUCAAAAUUUAGGCCAUUCAGAUCUUAAUCAUUAAGGAGUAGGUAUUGAAUAGGUAUAUCCCUGAUCCGUUGCUAGCUCAGCAUACUAAGCCAACGUUUAGUUCAUAGAACGGCCUUAUAAAUUAAUUGACGGGCCAGUUGCCGUGGUUGGUAGUUGCCUUUCACGCCGAAGGUUGUGGGUUCGAUUCCCACCCAGGACAGACAUUUGUGUGCAUGAACAUGUCUGUUUGUCCUGACUCUGGGUGUAAUUAUCUAUUUAAGUAUGUAUUUACAAAAGAAAAGUAGUAUGUCAGUUGUCUGGUUUCCAUAGUACAAGCUCUGCUUAGUUUGGGAUAAGAUGGCCGUGUGUCAAUAAUGUAAUGUUCCAGGAUAAUGCUCCAAAAAAUAAUUACAUUAAAAGAAAACAUCUAAAAUGUGUUUAUGGCUUUAUUUUUAUUUUAUACUAAGUAAUAAGUACUUGUUUAAUGUAAAAUAAAUUAUAUAUAAUUCAUUUUAGUCGGAAUGUGAGAUCCCAAACAUUUACUGAUCCCAACAGCAAAAAGUAAUAAGUAAGUAAAGUAAAACCUAUGUUACCUUCCUACGUGUUAAAGUUAAAUUUUGUAAUAACAAAUGUUUCUGUAAAAAGUUGGUUGACGCAUAUGACACAAACCGCGAACCAGUCCAUAUAUGUAACGAGUAAAUUUGUUCAAAACUUUUUUGAAAUACCUUUUACGUUGAUUACAAAUUGUCUGUAUUGUUGACUUUACUUUUCGAAUAAUAAAUAAUUUGCUUCUCCAA
Messenger RNA from Nymphalis io (European peacock), 3682 nucleotides. RefSeq lists its product as uncharacterized. The coding region runs from base 172 to 999 and encodes 275 amino acids. Gene Ontology annotation, molecular function: pyrroline-5-carboxylate reductase activity; 2 iron, 2 sulfur cluster binding. The record is from RefSeq and is a predicted model, not a curated record. The transcript is spliced from 5 exons. NCBI's taxonomy places the organism in Eukaryota, Metazoa, Arthropoda, Insecta, Lepidoptera, Nymphalidae. Gene Ontology annotation, biological process: L-proline biosynthetic process.